This is a messenger RNA of Penicillium bovifimosum, 489 nucleotides long. RefSeq names its product allergenic cerato-platanin Asp F13 (gene aspf13). The coding region runs from base 1 to 489 and encodes 162 amino acids. The transcript has a single exon. The record is from RefSeq and is a predicted model, not a curated record. NCBI's taxonomy places the organism in Eukaryota, Fungi, Ascomycota, Eurotiomycetes, Eurotiales, Aspergillaceae.
AUGAAGUCCACCAUCACAUUCACUUCUGCCCUUUUGGCGACCCUCACCCUCGUCACUGCUGCUCCCCCUCCGGCACCGGGACAGGCACCGGAGACAGUAUCCGUCUCCUACAGCCCCAAAUACGACGUUGGCACAUCUCCCCUGACCGACGUCGCCUGCUCCGAUGGAAUCCAUGGCCUCAUCACGCAAGGCUACACUGAUUUUGCCUCCCUGCCAGGCUUCCCGAACAUCGGCGGUGCCAUUACCAUUCCAGGAUGGAACAGCCCUAACUGCGGCAAAUGCUACGAGCUGCGCUACGUGAAUGGCCGGGUCAACAACACCAUCAACAUCCUCGCGGUCGACUCCGCCACCGGUGGCUUCAACAUCGGACUCCAAGCUAUGAACACCUUGACCAAUGGUCAGGCUGAACAACUGGGACGCAUCAACGUCACUUUUGCUGAAGUGAUGGACAGCGCGUGCCAGCCGCCCGCGGCUGCUAAGACAGAUUGA